Messenger RNA from Colossoma macropomum (tambaqui), 2858 nucleotides. Its product is annotated as nectin-1-like. The record is from RefSeq and is a predicted model, not a curated record. Gene Ontology annotation, biological process: homophilic cell-cell adhesion; heterophilic cell-cell adhesion. The transcript is spliced from 7 exons. Gene Ontology annotation, cellular component: adherens junction. The coding region runs from base 294 to 1490 and encodes 398 amino acids. NCBI's taxonomy places the organism in Eukaryota, Metazoa, Chordata, Actinopteri, Characiformes, Serrasalmidae.
AGCGCGGAGCUGCGAAAAGCGAGCACACUAAACUCCCGGUGUGCUGCGUCGGAAGCGCGCAGUCUUUGUUUCUCUGCUCUCGGUGUCGCUCUUUUCGCUCGUUUUUCUGACUUACUCGAUUUAACCUUGUUUUUGCGCUCUCACAUUACAGACAGUAAUCUCACUCCAUAAUUAACCCAUUAGCAAUAUAUGAAUAUAUAACCACGUUUACCGCAGUGUUGGGUGGGUGCAAGUGUGGCUGAUGGCUGUCUGGGACUUAUUUGUCUGGAUGAAAGACCCUUUAGAUAAACGCGAUGUGUUUCUUAACGCAUCGUCUUCUAAUGUGGGUGGUCUUAUUCAUUCAGCUCUGCGACACAAAUACGGCUGUAAGGGUCAUUGGUCGGAGUGCAACUGUUAAAGCAGGAGACGAAGCCACCUUGUUCUGUCAGCUGGUUGAGACAAAUGAGAGACUAACACGGAUUACUUGGCAAAAAAGGACUCGGAAAACACUCACAAAUAAGAACUUUUUUGUUAUUACACCAGAGGGGAAAACAGAAAAUAUAAAUGGAUUAGGAGUCAGAACUGAAUUUAUUGGGAACAUUCAAGAAACGACUGGCACAAUUCUUCUAAAGAAUGUUACAUUAUUAGAUGAAGGAGUUUACACCUGCAUCUUCAACAUAUUUCCAAGUGGACCAUUUGAGACAGAGAUUCAUCUCAGUGUUCUAGUUCCUCCUGUUGUUGGUGUGAAGACUGAUGCGAUUCCUGUUGUUGGUGAGUCUGAAGUGACCUUGGCCACAUGCACUGCUGCUAAAGCACGGCCUGCUGCAGUUGUGUCCUGGAGUCUGGGUGCUCUGAGCGACUCUGUAAAAGUAAAGACCAACAUUUCUGCAGACCCUGAUGGAUCCUUCACUGUCAGAAGCUUCCUGAUUGGUGAAGCAUCCAAAGAUCUAAACCAGCAGAAGGUUCAGUGUUUGGUGAACCACACCACCCUGAAUGAGCAGCUGAUACUGGACUACGCUCUAAUUAUCCAUUAUCCUCCUCAGAUUGUGUCUAUUAUUUCAGUCAAUAUUCCAGCAGCAUCGCAAGAAUUUCAGUGUGUAGUUGAUGCCAAUCCACAACCUGCGAAGUUCAUCUGGAGCAGGAUAAACAGGAGUCUUUCCAGCCGUGUUAAUGCUGACAGGCUGACAAUCCCACUGACCUCUGAUAAUAAUGGCUUGUAUAUGUGUAAUGUUUCAAACCAGUAUGGAAAUGGCACAGGUACCCUUUAUGUGAAUGUUUCCAGAGAAUCCACCACUGUCUGUUGGGUUUUGUUCACCUGUCUCCUCCUUGGCUUUAUUGCUGCUUGUUUAAUGGAAUGGAAAUUUAACAUAUUUGAGAGAUUGAGAACAUUUCUUUCAGAACUGAGAAACAGAAUUCGGCGUCCUAGGCAUGAUCCUGUGUCUACAGGUGGUUCCACGUCACCCUCAAGCAAUAGAAGCCGAAACCACCGAGACAGGAGUGGAAGCCAAUAAGACUGUGAGAGCUCCCUCUCCAACGGGACCGUACCUUGUCGCGGUGGAGAGGCUUUUACACUACCAGUCAAAAGUUUGUGUGUGUUAACUGGUAGUGUCCUCUAGCUUCUACUUACAAGAACUGCUCUCCUAACAUUAGAAGAAGCUGCGAGGUACCGAAACGGUCCCAUAUAUUUUGCUGUGUUUUACGGUAGUGUUUCACUUUUGAACUCUCCACUGAUUCAUACUUCUGUUACCUGUGUUUGCAUGAAAUUGUUGAUUGUCAGUCUUCAUUCUUGGGAGAUUUGAAUCAAGUAUCCAAUGUAGUACUAAAAGAAAAAAAAGAAUAACAGACCAUAUUGGCCAAAGUACCUUUUUGAACAGAUUUUAAUCGGUUGUGCAAUUUUUGCGCAAGUCAAAAAAUUAACAUUGGUUUAAAAGGUAAUGUUGCAAAAAAAAAGAAAAAAAAAAAAAGACGUUUUAAACCUUGUUUUCCAUUUUGGCACAACAUUCAGUGUACAUCUGUGGAAUGGUGGUGUUGGAAAAGUAUUUGCGGCUGGGUAACUCAUACCGUGGAUCAACUACUUUGAGGAGUCUUUGAAACCCCUCGUUUUCCACUGUUUUGAUAGGAACCAACCUUUGCCAGAUAAAAUGUUAUUGCUUCUGUUUCCUCUUUCCAUCCUUUUCCAUACUUGUCUUGUCAUAUCGAGCGCCUCUCUCAAAUGCUUGUGUUAGCGUUGUUUGUUUUGGUCUUGCUGUAACAUUAGCGUUAGUCUCUGCUGGCUGCAGUGUAGCGGACCUUCUCAGUGCUUUACUUUCAGCGUACUGUUUGGGAUGUUGUCGCUGUAAAUGGCUGAAAAGGUUUGCCAUGUUGCCGUCUGACGUGAAAACCUUCUCUGUGCAAACUUUGCAAAUCACCAUGGUUUGUGUCACAUCAGUUCAGGCAAAGUUCAAACCAGUUCCAUACUACAGAUGUUGACUUUUUUUGGGGACUAACUCUUCUCCGGUGUUUUCAUUCAUGGCUUCCCGCUCGUGAAAAAGUGGAGCGAGGCAUGAUGGUACGCUAGGAUUGGUUUAUCUGCGUGUCUCUAGGGUGGGCAUAAAAGGGACUAGCAAAUAGUGCGCUUUGACCGAGGGAAAAUAAAAACCCACAUCGCUUGUAUGUGCAUAGAACUGCAGCGGAUAUAAUGUGCAUUGUAACACGAUCCAACAAUCUCCCUGUGAUGGUGUAUCGUGAAAACAUUAUAAUCCUUCACGAUCUGAUGUCGUCAUAUCGCACACCCCUAAUUUGAGGUUCUGUGGAAUAGGACAGCUGGGAGGUUUCUAACAAACCUGGUUACCAUGAUGACCCCAGUUAUAUACAGUUAUUUUCAGUUAAUUUGAUGUAAA